Punica granatum (pomegranate) is the source of this 3443-nucleotide messenger RNA. The record is from RefSeq and is a predicted model, not a curated record. Lineage: Eukaryota; Viridiplantae; Streptophyta; Magnoliopsida; Myrtales; Lythraceae.
CCAAGUCAGUAGAUGAUCGCGUAAAAUUUGGUCCGACUAAUAUUUUCAGAGAGCCUGAACUUUUAUCUUUUUAGAAAUUGACCCCAAACUAUUCUCUCUCCCUUUUUCCAUGCUUUUCUGCUGCUCCAUGCCCCACUUCUCUCCUCCCGCCGGCGUUUGACCUUCCAUCACCGGUGUCGUCGGCCUUUCGCAUCUAACCCUCUCCAAUCUCUCUCUCCUCAACGCGUUCCUCUCCCUUCAACUCAGCAAUCAAGGUCUUGGACUCAGCUACAAGCUCUUUUGACUAGCUACGAGCUCUUGGACUCAGCAACGAGCUCGAAGCUCCGGGAUCUGAGAGAUUCGGGAGAGGUGGCAGAGGGGGAGGGAGAGAUUACAUAGUCGAAGGGGGAAGAGAGAGAGAGACUGCCGUGUCGCAACGGCUGAUGAUUCGACAACGACGAUGACGAUAACGAGAAGAUCGGGCUUUCGACAACCGUACGUCUUCCGAAGCUCGAGCGCCGGCGGGGGAAGGAGGUGAGGAUUCGGAGCUGCGGGUGAAGGAAGCAAUGAGAAAGGGGACCGGGGGGUAUUUUGGGGUCAAUUUCUAAAGAAACAAAAAAUUUGGGUUCUUUUGGGAUAUUGGUGGGACCAUUUUUACACGUGUCAAAUAUUUGCUGACUUAGUUCAUGGAUGACGUGGUUUCACCUAAUAAUUUUUCGACCGAACCAGUGACGGUCUUCGUAUCUUCUCUUAACUCUCUCUCUCUAUUUCUGUUUUUAUUUUUUUUCCCUCCUUUUUUCUAUUUUAUUUUUAUUUCUCAUUUUCUGGGAAAAAAAAACUUAUUUCGUCUUUUUCCAAGUUUCUACUCUCUUUUGAGUGCUCAGCAUUUUUGAAACCUCCGAACCCUCCGCCGCGCGUGUCCUCGACGCCUCCCCCCCCCCGGCGGCCUCGCGCCCCUCUCUGGUGGUUAUUGGCGCGCAGCGUGCCCCCGGCCGGGAGGUGCUAUUCUUGACGAGGGUACAAGACACCAGGAGACCCUGGGUUGGUGGCCGCUGUAGUUCUGGCCUUCAUUUAGCUUUGGAAUUGAGUGGCUACUUAAAUGGGGGAGCUGCCUAAUUUCUCGGGAAACAAUAGCUUCUUAGAUCAUGAUAUCAAGGAAGAAAUUGUGCCCGAGGAUGUGGAUUUGGAUUUUGAACUGCCAUUCAAGACCACAUUCCCGAGGCAAACUGUGGAUAACGGAGCGAGCUCAUCGGGGAGCAAUCUGAGGUCACUCUUCAUAGGAAUGGGGUUCUUGCCAUCUCUUGUGGACAGAGUACUUGAAGAAAAGGGUGAAGAUCUUGGUGACCGCACGGUGGACUUGUUAUUGGAAACUCUCAUUGAAUAUUCUGGCCAACCAAGAUCCAAGUCCGAAUCUUCAGAUUCCUUGGACAGGUUGUUUGACGAUGAUGAUGUUACCGCUCCUGAAGUUUCAAAAGCUCAAACGAAGGAGGAGAAUGAUUUUUCUAAUGGAGUUUUUGAUGAAAAGAGAGCAUCCUUACGAAUGAUGAAUUUCUCUGCAAAUGAGAUCGAAUUCGCAUUGAGUAAGCUUGGCGAAAAUGCGGAAAUUGAUGCAAUGGUAGACUUUAUAGUUGCUGCCCAGAUAUCUGAAAGAUUUAAGGGCCCACAUCGUUCAACUGAUUCCAGCGGAGUAAAAAAUGAGGAUACCAGUGAUGAGGCCUUGUUUGGGACCAUGGAGAAAACACUUCGUUUGCUUGAAAUGGGUUUCACUGAGAAUGAGAUCUCUUCUGCUUUUGAGAGGUUUGGCGCCCAAGUUUCAAUUGCUGAGCUUGCUGAUUCGAUUUUUGCUGUUAGAUAUGGUGAAAUAGAUAAGGACUAUCGAUAUUCUGGUAGUGCCAUGGUAGAAGUUAAAUCUGAGGAUUUUACUGGAGAUGGUCCUUCUCAAUUAAACUUGAUUCGCUUGGAAGAAACUCUUGGAGGGAAGAGGCCAAAAGAAGAGUAUCUAUGUGACUAUUCGGAUUCAACACCUCAUCCCAGCCGUUUCGACUUUAGGGCAAUUCGAAAAGGGAAGAAGCCAAAGCAGGAACUCUUUGAUGACUCAAGCUCCUGCGUGAGGUCCACACUGGGUGAAGAGGAGGCAGAAGAUACUAAAAGCACUGGACUUGGGAUGCAGAGGAUGUUCCAACCAAGCCCCAGUAAUGGGAUCAAUCAAGUCGCUGCGAAGCCUCCAUUCUUCUUUUAUGGGAGUGUUGUAAAUAUAUCUCAGGACUGGUGGGGUAAAAUCAGUCAGUUCUUGUACGGACGAGAACCCGAAUUCGUGAACACCCAGUUUUUCUCUGCAAUUAGUAGGAAAGAAGGUUAUGUUCACAACCUCCCGACAGGGAAUCGGUUCCAUAUACUACCGAAGCCGCCGAUGACCAUAGAAGAAGCCAUUCCUCAUACCAAGAAAUGGUGGCCUUCUUGGGACACGAGGAAGCAGCUGAGCUGUAUAAGCUCUGAAACUGCUGGUUUGUCUCUACUCUGUGAGCGUCUUGGGAGAGUUCUGACUGACUCUAGGGGUCUCCUCUCAUCGGAACAACAAAGGGACAUCCUUCACCAUUGUCGGACUCUAAAUCUUCUCUGGGUUGGACCUCGCAAAUUGGGCCCAAUAGAACCUGAAUACCUGGAGGCCAUUCUCGGGUAUCCCAUGAAUCACACUCAGGUUGGUGAGAACAACUCGAGUGAGAGGCUUCAGACACUUAAACACUGCUUCCAGAUAAACACCUUAGGUUAUCAUCUGUCUGUACUCAAGUCUAUGUUUCCGGAAGGGUUGACUAUGCUAUCUCUCUUCACGGGAAUCGGAGGGGCGGAGGUGGCUCUACACCGUCUCGAGAUUAAACUCAAAGCUGUUGUCUCUGUAGAGGACUCUGAAACAAAGAGGAAGAUUCUCAAGAGGUGGUGGGAGAGUAGCGGUCAAACAGGGGAUUUGGUGCAGAUUGAAGCUGUUCAGAGGUUAACAACUAACAGGCUUGAGACCUUGAUGAAAAAGUUUGGAGGUUUUGACCUCGUGAUAUGUCAGAACCCUUGCAUCCAUUCCCCAAACUCUAAAAUGGCUGCUGAAGGGGACAAAUUCCCAGGUUUUGACUUCUCCUUGUUUUACGAGUUUGUCCGUGUUCUGCAGCGGGUGAGGAGCAUGAUGGAGAGAAAGAGGUAAUGAUCUUAUUCUCUCCACUGUAUCACCGAUCAUCUGUUGUUUUGGGAGUUGUAGUUUUUGAAAUAAGUCGUAGUUCUCUCAAGUGAUUGAUAUUGGUAGGUCUGAUCAACAGCAUUGUGUGUAGUAUUAUCCGAACUUUCUCAAGUUAACCUGUAAAUGGUAGUCGCAUGUAUCUGUAAGCUUUCUUAAUAAUAACUGCUGUGUAGAUUUCGGAUUUGGUUUCUAUUACCGGUCAAUCACUCUGUUAGAAUUUGAAAUGAUUUGUUACUUCUCA